UAUGGAGUCGCUGAAUCACUUAAAAACUGACUACAGACCAAGAUUCUUCAGAGAUGGUCAAAGAAAAGCUGAUGUUCACCAGGAAAAUAUAUUGGAAUAUAUACAAGACUGCUUUGACAAUUGUGCUAAUGCAUUUACAGCAUGCUCCCCUAGCAAGUCACGUUGCUCAUCCUCUAGCCUGAACCAGGACCAAGAUGAAGUUCCACCUCAUAGUAAUAAGAAAAAACAGACAGAUCCAGAGGCAGAUAAGAUUAACUAUUUGAAGAAUGUCUUUAAUAUUUUCACCUCGUUACCAUCGCCAGAUAGAAAAGACAGAGGUUCAGGUGAUAAUCUAUCAGAAAAUGCUGAAGCAUCAAAUGAAAGCUAUGUGUAUCCUCUGGAUGAGACUGUUGAUGCAUUGCCUUUAGGAUCAGUUGCUCUUUUGCUGGAAGAAGAAGAGGAAUCACAUGGAGGAAUGCUCCAUUUUGAUGAAGAGGCAGUUGUUACAAGUUUACAGAACAUUAGAGGCAUUGAAGAGUCUGAGGGAAGGAAAGAAACACAGGAAUGGCUCAUUGACCAGCCAAAAAGUUUGGCAACAUCAUCAACUCAGAAAAAGCACUUAGAAUCCUUAGUAUCACUAGAAGCUGUGAAAAGAUCUAUGCAACGAAAUGUAAUUGAUGUAGAACCAGAAGAUGAGUGUGAGUUUGUGAUAGAGGAAUCAUUUGGAGUGCCUUCUACAUUUUGGAUCUCAGCAUCCCAGAAGAAAGAAAAGCCUCAGAAGAAUAUCUUAACAGAGGCAUCCUCUAGAGGGGAAAAAAGAAUCAAGCACGAUAGUGUAAAAAAAGUGGGGCAGGCAUCCAAGAAACUAGUUGCAGGAACACCAGUAAAGCAAAGCAAAACAAAGGUAGCUAAGGUUGCUGAAAGAACUAGUGAUAGAUUGAAGAAUGCUUCAAGGAAUAAAGAAAUACUGACUAUGGUAGAAUACCAGUCAAAAUUGGCUGUUAGUGCCAACAAAGAGGUAAGGAAGCAAAUGGAUUCUAAAGAGAAGGCAUCAGGAAUAAAUAAUGAGAGUUGUGGUGACUCUGCAAGCAGAAAUCAGUCAGAGGACCUAGCAUCUUUACUGGAAGAGGGCGAUGAUUUUUCAGUGCAGCCUCAGCCUCUUAGAAAUACUGCACAGGCACAGGAGCCUUCCCAAAGUGAGCAAUGUAUGAGGCAGAAAUGCUCAAAAGUUACGCCCCUGGCAGAAAUACGUAAGGAAGCUUUUCAGUAUUUUACAAACAGAGAUGUGUACUCAGAAGAACUGAUAGAAGACCACCAUUUUUCAAAGGUGGCAUUACCUGUGCAAAGUAUAGCUGAACAAUUACCUUGUAGUAAAAAAUCUGUGAAACAAAUAUGUUCCAAAAUGAAACCAUCAGUAGAAAAGCUUAAUAAAGAUAGGCAAGAGUGCGGAAUUAUAUCAUUGUCCUCAGAGGUUUGCCUGAAUUCUAGGGAUGCAAACAAGCAUUCUGAGGACCAGCUUUCAGUUCUGAAACCCAUUACAAUCAUUGGUCCUGCAGCUCAACAGUCAUCCCAUACUAAAUCAGUAAGGAAGCAGAAGCCUUCAGAUAUUAGCCUACCUGAAAAACAAAUAAAAACUCGAAGUAAUAAUGUUAAAAGGUCUGUUAGGGGCACUAGAAAGAAAAGCAAGGUGCUGGUUUUAGAGGAGAGUUCUGAAAGUAGACAUGAAGAAGAUCAGUGUGAUGCAGGGGGUAAAAGUUUUCAUAAGAUAAGAACAAAUAAAGCACAAAAGACACCAUCUGCUUUGGUAAGCUUGGAAGAGAAUGAUUAUGGAAAUAUAUCUGAUGAACAGAAUCCUUGUGAACAGUGUGCUGCAGAAAUAAGGUUAAAUGCCUCCAAGGAUCAACAAAGCAGCAAUAUGCAUCCUCUGCAGUGUUCUUAUGCACCAGAUGCAAAUAUGAAUAAUAUCAGUGGCCCAGUGUGUAGUAAGAAAAGGUCUUCCAGACAUGCAAUGAUGUUUAACAAGGAGGAUUCCACUUCAGAUGAAUCUGAAGAUUUGGAUAAGAAUUUGGAUGCAUCAUUUUUAAAUUUACUGAAGCACAAACUGGUUUUGCCUACCAACACACCCAAUGUUCGACGGACCAAAAGAAGGCGUGUUAAGCCAUUGGAGUACUGGCGAGGAGAACGUGUGCAGUAUAAGCCAAGCCAUUCAGGAGGCUUUGUAGUUGGUGGAAUAUUAUCACCUGUACAGAACAGAAGCCAUAAAAUUAGGAAGGCAAUAAAACCAGUUGUGGAUUUCGGUAACAUAUCUGAUCAUUCAAUAUCCUUAAAAGAUCCUUCUCAACCAGCUGUUAUAUUUGAUAGCACAUCCCAGCAAGAGGUUCUUCUAGAAUGUGUGAGCAGUGGUAGUUCACAUGCAGUUUUCAUCAGUAAUGAAAAAGUGUCCAUAUAUAAAUAUCUAAGUACACCCACUUUUUCUGCUGGCAAAAUGAUAAUAAAACCGUUAGAAGAAAAGGGAUUUCAAUAUUCCUACACAGAUACAAUGGUUUUUCACAUUGCUUGCGGUAAACUUCUUUUAAAUCUAUAUGGCCAGUGUUACUGUCUGACUGAUGGAGACUAUUUUUUCAUCCCACCAGGGAAUGUAUACAAUAUACGUAAUCUCUUAAAUAAAGAAUGUGUCAUUCUCUUCACACAGCUGAAAGGAAACAGGUCAGAAGAAACAUAGCCUUAUAUCUAUAUCUCAUGGAGCAACUUGGACAUUAUCUCAUUAAAAACAGUACAGGGGUUCUCUGGAAUCCUGUUUCCUUACCAGCUCUGUUGAUAUGCUGUUUCCAGGACAAGAAAAUAAGUGCAAUUUUCUACUGUUGAGUUGUAUCUUUUUCUGAUUUGAUAUUCCAUAAGUUCUUUUCUUUGUUGUAAUAUAAUAUACAUCAUCCUUUUAAAAACAACAACUCUUGAAGGAAUAAUGUUAACAACCUCCCUAAUUUCUUGCCUUGAAACAGGGGGCUAUGCUGUUUCUAAAGUAGUUAAGCAUCUGAUAGUAGUGAAGCUAACUGCUUCAGUGGUAGACACCCAGCUUGGUACUUCUGCAGCUAAAAUGUCAGCCUAUAUUCGACAAAUGGAGAAUAUAUCGCUUGUCUCAAAAGCAAUACAAUAUUCCAUUUUGCCAGUGCAGUUCUGCAGCAGUGCCGGAGGUAAAGACAUGGCCAUUCUGAAGACUCUUCAUACAAGUGGCCAUCCAUGCCAAAGUGCAAGUAAGAGCAGAGGUUAUCUUUGUGGCUGGAUCCUACACUAUGUGCUUAAUUGCUUGGUACAACAUUGGAUGAAGCUGUUAGAUAUUUUUCCUUUUUUAUUGUUUGUUAUUUUUUGUGUUUAAUAAAACUGUAAUAAUGCAUAUGUGAUUUGGUUCUUGAGAAGUUUUCA
Messenger RNA from Varanus komodoensis (Komodo dragon), 3399 nucleotides. RefSeq names its product centromere protein C (gene CENPC). Gene Ontology annotation, molecular function: centromeric DNA binding. The record is from RefSeq and is a predicted model, not a curated record. Bases 2 to 2701 code for a protein of 899 amino acids. Lineage: Eukaryota; Metazoa; Chordata; Lepidosauria; Squamata; Varanidae. Gene Ontology annotation, cellular component: kinetochore. Gene Ontology annotation, biological process: spindle attachment to meiosis I kinetochore; kinetochore assembly; attachment of mitotic spindle microtubules to kinetochore. The transcript has 18 exons.